AUGCGGCUGUUGGAGCAGUUAAUCGCCGGCGACAGGGAGAUCCACGGUGGUGGGGAUGAAGCGCGUGUCGCGAGGGCGAGAGGAAGCGGACGCGGAGCAUUACCGAGCCUCAUCCUCGCUAAUGGAACGCCCUUGUCGAGAGUACCACCAUCUCGCGCGGGCUGGGCAGUGCGGAUCAACGAGGCGACACUUACUACCCCGGAUCAAUCAGCAGCUAAACACCAGAACCAGCAUCACCACCAUACCCCGAGUCCAGGUACACCGAGAGCCGUCGAACGAUGGGCUAGCGAGCGGGCAGCGUCGUUGGCACUGUCGGUUCGUCGUCCCACAUCACCUUCCUCGCCAGAAGCGACAGCACCAAGUAGACCGGGAAGGGUCCCUUCGUCGUCGAGCGGAACGGUUGGAAGCGGGCCAGGAAGGGGAGGCGGUGGUGGCGGCGGAGGCGAGGAGGUCACCGGUGGCAUCCGUUUCGCGGGUCACUGGCAGGAGGAGGAAGAGCUGGAGGCGAAGAAGAAGGAGGAGCACCGGAUGCGUGCGGCUCGAGACGAGCAUCUUGAACUGAGAGGUCGGCCGAUGUCGCAGAACAAUGCGGUCGCGCCGCAUUCGCGGCCAUCCUCUUCGCCGACGAACGUCGACGCAACCACCGACGCCGCUGACGAGCAUCAGAACGCGCCCGGUCGUAUCCACGAUCACAAUCGGCCGUUUCCGCCACCGAGAUUGCCCGGCGUUCACGCGAACGCUUCGACCGCCCUUCUCGCCGUUCCCACGAAUCCCAGAGUGCUGGUCACCGCGCCCCUAAGCCCGCUCUCGAGCACCUUCAGGAGCAGUCCGAGGAACGUGGACAGUGCUACGGAGACGAACAACACCUCUCGUGGACUAUUGUCGAACGAUACGCCGCCUAGGAGUCCGAUCGGCGAGGUCAGUCUCGCGGUACCGCGGCCGGACGGCGAGAGGGCUAUAAACGAGUACGUCGAGGCGCCGUUCAAGCACUCCAACCAGGAACGCCGGCUGGACGAUGACAAACGCGGUGUUGACUGUCCGAAGAUCGACCGCAGGCAUCAUCGUCAAAAAGGCGCGGACUCGUCCGUUGCCGCGACGCAUCGCCUACACGCGAGCAGGUCUCAAGCGUUUCGAGCAUUGCAAGCCAGCGGCGGGACGAACGCGACCGCGUCCGCGGACGGUGCGGUCACCGGGAACGCCGCGGCGCCAAAUGCCGUCACCAAGCAGCCGGUCUCGUUCACCAAGGAGCCAGCGAACAACCUCGCCUCGAGGACCUACGACCCGGCCGGUCUCUCGAUAAUGUGCAAUUUCUGCGGUCGAUGCCGAUGCGAGUCCUGCCGCGAGCCGCCCCCGUUGCCCAGCAAGUGGUUGUGCGACAACAAGUGCUUCUGUUCGGCGGACACGAUCUUAGAUUACGCUUCUUGUCUGUGCUGCGUGAAGGGACUGUUUUAUCACUGCGUGGACGGGAGCAGUAGUAAUGGGAUGGACGGCGAAGCGGGUGGUAGCUGCGCGGACGACCCGUGUUCUUGUACGGGGAGCAGGACAGCGUCUAGGUGGGCUUGCCUCGGGGCGCUCACCCUCGUCAUGCCCUGCCUGUUGUGCUACUGGCCGUUCAAAGGGUGCGUCGCUUUGUGCGAAGCGUGUUACGCCCGGCACGCGGCCCAGGGCUGCAGAUGCAAUCCGAACGCGAGCGGUAACCCUGGGAACAGGCAUCAUCCGAUCGCCAACGACAUCGGGGACUCGAGGGAUCCGGAGAAAAGGUUACUCGACCCGGUCACGCCGGAACUCUAGUUGACGUGGCGACUCGUUCCGUGGAAGAAGGCUGCGAAGCCGAUAACGGACCUAUGGUUCUCUAUGUAGGCUACUCGAGAUGGGAGCAAAGCGAAGAUCGCAUUAAGUACAAGAGUUGCAUUUAAGUCGAAGAAACGAUUGUCGAAGAAAUUAUUUCUGACGAAUCUGUACGUCUGACGUCGCGAGUGUUUUAUUUAUUAUUCUUCCAUGCGCGCGCAGGAGCGAGUGUGAACGCGUGUGGAACGCGUGAACGUGAACGGGAAUGAAAAUGUAAACGAGAAGACGGAGGUAAGAAGCGGUAGGAAUCUACGAUGGGGUUUAGGAGGAAACGUUAGAAGUACGGCGGAGAAAGGGCGAGAAAGAUGACACGGGGUACACGUAUAUUUGCGCAGAGACAUACCACUUACGUAUAGAUAGAUAGGUCUAUACACGAUUUCAUAUUACGAAUAGUACGCGCGAAAUACGGGGAGCAAUCGGGAAUGUGCGUGAAUGCGUGGAAUGCGCGAGAGAAAGGGAGAGAACGAACCACUAAAGUAUAUUAAACCGCGAGAAGAAGCACGUCAGUAUCCGCGUGUACACGCGUUCCUCUCGGCCCCUUCGCCGCCUCGUCGCCGCGUGUACACGCGACUACGCCUAGAUUAUAGUUAUAAAUAUUGUAUAUUAUAUUUGUAUAAAGAAGAAAACUUUUCUACGGUUAAUUUAUUCGCGGCUGCAUCGCCAAGCUAACAAAUAGAAUUUCAUGGUAAUAAGGAGAAGGAGGAUAGGCGAGACGUGUUAUUUAAUCAGCCUUGAACAGAUUUCGGAGUCCGAAGCCGUUCGCCUAGCCGCAUCGAUCACGGUGCGCCUGUCACGGAACACGCGUAGCGUACGAUAAGAGCGCGAGGAAAUAUAUGGGGGAUGGGGGAGGGAGCAAGAAACGUGUGGCUGAGAGAAGAGAAAGAUGCUCUGAAAAGAAGCAUUGUCCGAGCGUUUCCGAGCGUUUUCCUCCGCUCGGUACACGAUAUAUAUAUAUAUACAUACAUGUAUAUAUAUACACGCUUUUAUACUCGUUAACACUGGAGUCGUAUCGAGCGGCCCUGUCGAGCGUAGAAAGAGCGGUAUGACACGAGAUCGAGAUAAUGCACGCGCAAGGGCUGCGUGAGAGCGAGAGAGUCUUGAAGAAUGAACGAUUGCGUUUACGUAUGUACGUACAUACGUACACGUGUGUACUUCGUGUUCGCACGGGUGUGUGCACGGGUGUUGCUGCACGGGGACGACGAGAAUGCGGGCAGAUGGAAAAAGGACAAUUGCGUGGGGGCACGUAAGCGCGAGAAGAACGGAUCGAGGGGAGAAAGAGCCGCGAGCGUGAAAUUUUCACUUGUACUACACGCGCGCGCACGUCUCGGCGUCGUUUCUAUUUUCCGUUCAUUUUCUUCUCUUUUCCAGUAUUAUCUAGUCGUGCGAGUUUUAUUAAAUGUCAUCUCGUUAGGGGGGAACGUGUCCUGCUGCUCCGCCCUCUUGUAAAUACAUACAGAGUUCCUUUUCGAAGUUUUAAAUUCAUCGACAGGUCCAAUGAAAUACAACGAACGCGUCGAUCACGCGAUUACCCCAUCGCCGGAUAUUAAACCGAACGUACGCACGAAAUUUGAUGUUCGUGAAUAAAAAAAAAGUAGCAGCGGAGGUUAACGAACGGCGGUACACGCGAGGCUAAUCGGUUUCCUCGUUAGUUCAACUGCUUCUUCGUUGCCUCUCUGGCAAGAUUUUGGAAUAAUUAACGCUCGCGGGACUCUGGGUAUCGGAGAGCGGAGCCGCGGCCGCGGCCCGAAGCGGCGUUUAAUUGCACAGUAACAGCGCUUCCCACGCGGACGGAAUUCACCGAACGAAGGUGUGUUAACUUUCCAUUCUUGCUCGGGCGGCUUGAUCGUUGAAGAAUGUACACGCCGGCGACGUUCUACGGGGGCGCACCAUCCUCGCGGCAGGCGCGUUCGAUUCGUUUACACAUAUAAAAUCUUUGAAAAACCAGCUUAUAUUUCUCAGGCUUCUUCGAACCUCGACAAUUUCCUCUUGCCGCCCUCGCGACGUGGGCAUUGUUCGGCGACGAACGCAUCGAACGCGCUUGCAGGGCUCUCUCAAAGGUACGAACGGAGGAGCUCUGUUCGGAAACGAGACUGAUCUUUUUCUUCCAAUGGCUCGCUUCGCUUCGUUCGUUUCGAAGGUGGAGCGAGAAACGGGAAGAAACUAAGGGAAUAUACAAGAUUGUGUAAAAUCGAGUUUCCGCGAAUACGAGUGUUCACGUUUUAUUUGCUCGUUCACUGUUAACGAAGAUGUAAGGCGCGUGGGUGUUCGCUGGGACUCGAUUCGAACGAGGUGUCCGAGGCAGGCAAGCCAAUCACCAAAUUGUUAAUUAGGGCCUACGAUGAUUCCAUUCGUGUGUAUGUGUGUGUGCGCGUGUGUGUGUUUUGUGCAUACCUAUACGUCUGUACGUGUCAUAUUUGCGUGUAUGUAUGUGUAUGUGCGUGUGUAUGUAUGCGCGCGCGCGUCUCGCCAAGCGAAAAUAUGUUUUUAUCAAUAUUAACUUUACAUGUUCUGUAUAUGUCUUGUAAAUAUAUAUAUACAUAUAUAUAAAUAUUAUAUAUACACACAUACGUAUAUAUAUAUAUAUUUAUGCAUUUCAUUUUAACGUAUUCGAAGCUGUAGUUUUUUUGAGGACAACCAAAAUUACUUUCGAUCCGAUCAAUCGAUUUAGGGAUUCCGUCGCUCUUUGCAAUAUCGUUUCGUUGAACCGGAGGCUAACGCGUACGCAAGUCGAGGCAUGGAUCAUCUCCGUUUCACUACGUCUCCUCUUUUUACUGCUCUCCCUUCAUUUCUUCUUUUCUCAAUGCCGUAUUCUUCCGGUGUUUCUUUCGACGUUUACGUACUUAGGCAGUGGUUAAAUACAAAAACCCAGUAUACAGUCUUAUGCAUCGAUCACUAUAAUCAAGGAAACCUACCACUCUCGCGAGAUCAGUAGCGAUACUCGUAGCAGAAUAUCAAAAGAUAUGAAAGAAUACUUGCAGUAAAGUCGCGUUGAAGGCGAAAAGAAGUCUACGUCAAAUUCAAAAUUUUUAUUCCUAUUCCCAUCCCCAGUACGUCUGAUUUUAUGCUCGAGUUCGGUGGUGCAAUCCGAACGUCGCGUAAUGGCAAUUCGAUCCACAGCGAACGUUCAUGUGUGUUAACGUUAAUUCAACAACAAAUUUUUGCUCUUUUUCAUGUGCAGUCUUUUUUUUAAAAAGUGUUCCUGACAUUCUUCUGGUUAAAAUGAGAUCAAACGCGAUAUGUCUCUGAUUAUAUUUAUAAUGGAUUGGAAAAAAAGUUCGUUCGAUGCAAGUAGAUUAAUUCUAGCGAUGUCAAGGCUAUUAUUGACAGAAAUUCAUCCCAAUCGGUGUAAGAGAUUGUUACGACUCUUAGUGCGUCCUAUACAAUUGUAGAAAAUUUAUCUAUCCUGUAUCGAAAAAAUUGUUUCAUUCUGCCCUAAAAACCAAACGAACUUGUUUGCCAUGGCAGAUAUGUAAUAACAACUGUUGUUUUUUAAAUAAAAGAAAAAUUCAAAGUACACCAUGUUUGGUCUCAAUUUAAUCAGAAGAAUAUCAUAAAUACGAUAGUAAUUGUAUUAAAAAUUAUGUAUAAUUAAGUAUGAGAACGAUUUGUUGUUGAAUUAGUAUUAGUCUUUGAUGUUCGCCGGCUACUUCGACCGAUCGCACUUCUUACUUUUCAUUCGCUAUCCUGUUCUACGUUUGGGAUCAAAGAUAAGAAUCGUGCCUUCUCUACGUUAAUGACGAAGGUCCAAACCCGAAAUCCUCGCAUUUAACGCGACUUUACUUUCAUAUAUCUUUGAAAGUGGGUGAAUAGGCGUGUUCAUGUUCUCGUCACAAAUUAGGAUCGUUGGUCUCCUUCGCGAAGUCUGAUUUAAAUCAGGAAACCGUAAUUGCAGAGCACUGAACAACGACAACUAUAGAUAUAAUAUAUUCCUCACGUAUACGGACGUAUGAUAUCAAGGAAAGCAAACUAGCGAAUGUAUCGAAACUCCUCGAACCCCCCACCCCCCUCCCUACCUACGACCCUCGUGGAAAAAUUCGCCUGAAACAUUUUUUAUGGACUACCACAUAAUGUACAUACAUACAUGGAACCGUGACUACGAUAAAACGAGAGGAACGAAGUAAAACUGAAGCAGAGAAAACGAACGAGAAAAAAAGAUUCCAUUACUUCCGGUUGAUGCGAAUUCGUUACGUCCAUAGGAAUGCGUUGACGCACAUGUUGUUAUCUAAUUGUUAGUAGAUUCAGGUUUAUACCGGCAAUUGUUAAUAAAGUUAGUAAGCAAAUAA
Messenger RNA from Ceratina calcarata, 6131 nucleotides. RefSeq names its product sprouty signaling antagonist (gene sty). Gene Ontology annotation, biological process: negative regulation of MAP kinase activity; negative regulation of Ras protein signal transduction; animal organ development. NCBI's taxonomy places the organism in Eukaryota, Metazoa, Arthropoda, Insecta, Hymenoptera, Apidae. Gene Ontology annotation, cellular component: cytosol; membrane. The record is from RefSeq and is a predicted model, not a curated record. The transcript has 2 exons. Bases 1 to 1791 code for a protein of 596 amino acids.